UGAUCUUGAAAGAGCUGUCCGUCAUCAGAGACCGAGCCGGUAGCGCCUGCCUCAGGGAGCUAGACAAGAGCAACAGCCCUCUGAUCAUGGCCCUCUGUGGCUCCAAAGGAUCCUUCAUUAAUAUCUCUCAGAUGAUCGCCUGUGUCGGCCAGCAGGCCAUAAGUGGCUCUCGAGUCCCCAAUGGUUUUGAGAACCGCUCCCUUCCCCACUUUGAAAAACACUCAAAACUGCCUGCUGCUAAAGGCUUUGUGGCGGACAGCUUCUAUUCAGGUUUGACUCCCACCGAGUUUUUUUUCCACACCAUGGCCGGCAGAGAGGGCUUAGUGGACACUGCUGUGAAAACUGCAGAGACCGGCUACAUGCAGCGACGUCUGGUGAAGUCUCUGGAAGACCUGUGCUCACAGUACGACCUGACAGUACGGAGCUCCACCGGUGACAUCAUCCAGUUUAUUUAUGGAGGUGAUGGCCUGGACCCGGCUGCCAUGGAGGGAAAGGAUGAACCACUGGAGUUUAAGAGAGUCUUGGACAACAUUCGGGCCGUUUACACAUGUCCAGACGAGCCGGCACUCAGCCAGAAUGAGCUGGUCCUCACCGCAGACGCCAUCAUGAAGAGAGCCGACUUCCUGUGCUGCAGGGACAGCUUCUUGGAGGAGAUCAAGAAAUUCAUUAAAAGUGUCUCAGAAAGGAUCAAGAAGACCCGAGACAAGUACGGCAUCAACGACAACGGCACCAGUGAACCAAAGGUUCUGUAUCAGCUGGAUCGCAUAACGCCAACUCAGCUGGAGAAGUUCCUUGAAACCUGCAGAGAUAAGUACAUGAGAGCUCAGAUGGAGCCCGGCUCUGCGGUAGGGGCCCUCUGCGCUCAGAGUAUUGGAGAGCCCGGUACCCAGAUGACGCUGAAGACCUUCCACUUUGCCGGUGUAGCAUCUAUGAAUAUCACACUGGGGGUGCCUCGGAUCAAAGAGAUCAUCAACGCCUCAAAGAACAUCAGUACACCUAUAAUCACAGCUCAUCUGGAUGUGGAGGACGACGCUGACUUCGCCCGACUGGUGAAAGGAAGGAUCGAGAAAACUCUUCUCGGAGAGAUUUCCGAGUACAUAGAAGAAGUGUUCCUCCCGGACGACUGCUUCAUCUUGGUGAAAUUAUCACUGGAGAGAAUACGGCUGUUGCGACUCGAGGUAAACGCAGAAACGGUUCGUUACUCCAUCUGCAUGUCGAAACUGCGAGUGAAACCAGGAGACAUCGCUGUGCACGGUGAAGCUAUAGUGUGUGUUUCUCCGCGAGAAAACAGUAAAAGCUCCAUGUACUACGUUCUGCAGUCUUUAAAAGAAGAACUUCCCAAGGUGGUGGUUCAAGGAAUACCGGAGGUGGCCCGAGCCGUCAUUCAUAUCGAUGAACAGAGCGGAAAGAAUAAAUACAAACUCCUGGUGGAGGGCGACAACCUGAGAGCUGUCAUGGCAACGCACGGAGUGAAAGGAAGUAGGACGACUUCUAACAACACCUACGAGGUGGAGAAGACGUUGGGUAUCGAAGCCGCUAGAUCCACGAUUAUUAAUGAGAUCCAAUAUACGAUGGUGAAUCACGGGAUGAGUAUCGAUCGGCGUCAUGUCAUGCUGCUGGCAGACCUCAUGUCCUACAAGGGGGAGAUUCUGGGCAUCACCAGGUUCGGUUUGGCCAAAAUGAAGGAGAGUGUUCUCAUGCUGGCGUCCUUCGAGAAAACAGCCGACCAUCUGUUCGACGCCGCCUACUUCGGUCAAAAGGAUUCAGUCUGCGGUGUGUCUGAGUGUAUCAUCAUGGGAAUCCCCAUGAACAUCGGUACAGGACUGUUCAAGCUCUUACACAAAGCCGACAAAGACCCGUCUCCGGUCAGAAGACCCCUCCUCUUUGAUCACGCAGACUUUCACAUACCUCUGAUCACAUAACAGCAGUGGGA
Molecule: messenger RNA, 1933 nt
Organism: Sphaeramia orbicularis (orbiculate cardinalfish)
Lineage: Eukaryota; Metazoa; Chordata; Actinopteri; Kurtiformes; Apogonidae
Product: DNA-directed RNA polymerase III subunit RPC1-like
Exons: 15
Coding region: 87-1922 (611 amino acids)
Biological process (GO): DNA-templated transcription
Molecular function (GO): DNA binding; DNA-directed RNA polymerase activity
Source: RefSeq, a predicted model, not a curated record